AUGUCGUGCAAGGGAAUCCGACAAGCGCUCGCCGACUGUAUCCUGCGGAGUGACUGCGUCCUGCGAUCCGACCCGCCGCGGUCACCGCAAGAGUGCCUCAAGGAGCACAGCGACGAGUUGCCCGAGGAGUGCCAGCUGCUGAGGAAGAGCUUCUUCGAGUGCAAGAGGGGAAUGCUGGACAUGCGGAAACGCUUCCGAGGAAACGAGCCCGCGCAGUUCAAGACGACCGGCAAGGAAGGACUCGGCGAGGCGGCGGACGCGAAAAACUGA
Rhodotorula toruloides NP11 is the source of this 270-nucleotide messenger RNA. RefSeq names its product cytochrome c oxidase assembly protein. The transcript is spliced from 3 exons. Bases 1 to 270 code for a protein of 89 amino acids. Gene Ontology annotation, biological process: mitochondrial respiratory chain complex IV assembly. NCBI's taxonomy places the organism in Eukaryota, Fungi, Basidiomycota, Microbotryomycetes, Sporidiobolales, Sporidiobolaceae. Gene Ontology annotation, cellular component: mitochondrion. The record is from RefSeq and is a predicted model, not a curated record.